Messenger RNA from Camelus dromedarius (Arabian camel), 4393 nucleotides. RefSeq names its product F-box and WD repeat domain containing 8 (gene FBXW8). Gene Ontology annotation, molecular function: protein binding. The record is from RefSeq and is a predicted model, not a curated record. The transcript has 11 exons. NCBI's taxonomy places the organism in Eukaryota, Metazoa, Chordata, Mammalia, Artiodactyla, Camelidae. Bases 53 to 1852 code for a protein of 599 amino acids.
CCGUGGCAGCCGGCGGGGCCGAGGGGGACGCGGCGGGCCGGGAGCGGCGGCGAUGGACGACCACAGUCUGGACGAGUUCCGCCGGCGCUGGCAGGAGGAGCUGGCGCAGGCCCAGGCGCUGAGGAAGCGGCGGCGGCCCGAGGCUGCCGAGCGGCGGCCACGGCGGCCCGAGGUGCCCCCCGUGCGCGGCGAGCAGCAGGCCUCGGGGUACCUGGCGCUGGCCCAGGGACUUCUGGAGGGCGCGGGGCGGCCCCCAGCGGCGCGGGCGACCCGGGCUGAGAGGCAGGAGGCGGCGAGCCGUUCCCGCUCCCCUCCGGCCCGCGAGGCUGCCGGGGGCGGGGAGCAGUUGGUGGACCAACUCAUACGGGACCUGAAUGAAAUGGAUGACGUGCCCUUCUUUGAUAUCCAGCUGCCUUACGAGUUGGCAAUCAAUAUAUUUCAGUAUCUGGACAGGAAGGAGCUAGGAAGGUGUGCGCAGGUGAGCAAGAUGUGGAAGGUGAUUGCAGAAGAUGAAGUGCUCUGGUACAGGCUGUGCCAGCAGGAAGGGCACCUGCCCGAGAGCAGCAUCUCCGAUUAUUCUUGCUGGAAGCUCAUCUUCCAAGAGUGCCGAGCCAAAGAACACAUGUUAAGAACCAACUGGAAGAAUCGCAAAGGCGCCGUGAGUGAGCUGGAACACAUUCCUGACGCGGUUUUAUGUGACGUGCAUUCUCACGAUGGCGUCGUCAUUGCUGGAUAUACAUCAGGGGACGUGAGAGUGUGGGACACCCGCACCUGGGACUACAUAGCCCCCUUCCUGGAAUCAGAGUAUGAGGAGGACGAGCCUGGAAUGCAGCCAUAUGUCUCCUUUGUGAGGAUAAACAGCUCGCUGGCGGUAGCGGCUUAUGAGGAUGGAUUUCUUAAUAUUUGGGAUCUAAGGACUGGAAAGUAUCCUAUUCAUCGUUUUGAGCAUGAUGCGAGAAUACAAGCACUAGCUCUCAGCCAGGAAGAUGCAACUGUUGCUACAGCUUCUGCUUUUGAUGUCGUAAUGUUAUGCCCCAAUGAGGAGGGAUAUUGGCAAAUAACUGCAGAAUUUGAAGUUCAGAAACUGGUUGACUACCUUGAAAUAGUUCCAGAUACUGGAAGGUACCCUGUGGCGGUAGCCACUGCUGGAGAUCUGGUAUACCUGCUAAAAGCCGAAGACUCUGCCAGAACCCUCCAUUACGUCUACGGCCAGCCUGUCACAUGUCUAGAUGUCUCAGCCAGCCAGGCUGCUUUCGGUGUGAAGAGUCUGGGAUGGGUGUAUGAAGGAAACAAGAUCCUGGUGUACAGCCUGGAAGCGGAACGCUGCGUCUCAAAGCUGGGUAAUGCGCUUGGUGACUUCACCUGCGUCAACCUCCGCGACAGCCCUCCCAAUCUCAUGGUCAGUGGCAACAUGGACAGGAGGGUGAGGCUCCAUGACCUCCGCACUGACACGAUCGCCCUGUCCGUCUCUGCCCACCAACUCGGAGUCUCUGCUGUCCAGAUGGACGACUGGAAAAUCGUCAGUGGAGGCGAAGAAGGCCUGGUCUCCGUGUGGGAUUACCGGAUGAACCAGAAGCUGUGGGAGGUGCACUCCAGGCACCCCGUGCGGCACAUCUCCUUCAACAGCCACAGCCUCAUCACAGCCAAUGUGCCCUACGAGAGAGUGGUGUGCAAUGCCGACCUGGACCGCUUCACCACGCACAGGAGACACCGGGGGCUGAUCCAGGCCUAUGAGUUUGCAGUGGACCAGCUGGCCUUCCAGAGCACCGUUCCCAUCUGCCGUUCGUCCUGUGACACCACGGUGGGCUGCAACUAUGACCUUGCCCUUGCUUUUCCCUAUGACAGUAUUUAGGGUGUUGCCUCAUUUGGGAGCAGGGAGAAACGUGGGAAGAACCAAUUCUGUGAGUUUUAGAACUACAGGGGAGCACCGCACUGGGUUUAAGUGCUGGGGGAUGAAAGCAGCCCCCGGGCGCACGUGUGUGAGCAUACAGCCCUCAGCUGCCCACGUGUGUCCCUGGCCAGUUACUGUCCCUGUCUCUCAGUUCCGCACACUGAUGACGCCCACUUAUUCUUCCCUCCUCUCCCCAUCCCCGGAGUGUCACCCCGGCCCAACCCCAUGGUUCUGUACACUACACAGGCCCCUGCUACAGCUCAGAUGAGGCCCUUCUGCCCCAGCCCGCUGGCCCUCUUCCCAUCUCCUAACCCUUUCUGCUUUGGGGGCCUUUGGAUAUGCUGGUCUCUGAGCCAGAAGGCUGCAGCACUCACCUGGCCCUUGGAUCUGAGGUAGCUGGUCACUCUGGAUCGUCUUCUCUGACUCCACCCCUGACAUGAACCUGGGAGAGCGGUACUUUCUCCUCAUAGCUUUUACCACGGUUUAUAAUUAUAUAUUUAUACAAUUACUUCAUUAAUAACUUUUGCUUACUUUUGUGUCUACAACAUGUGCUAUGAAGUGGACAUUUUCUACAUUAUUCAUUGAAUAAACCACCAUCCUUGAUGUGGGAUGGAAGAUGAUUGGUUCUGGAGGAGAGAAUGAGUGAGAAGAGGAAGAGACAUCUGAGGAAGCAGGGUGUGAAGCCACUAAGACAGGGCAGCGCCUGUCACAAACUCAGUUUGAUAAACAGCUUCCAUUUCCAAAGGAUUAAGAGGGCAGACCGUGGCGUUACUCUUAAUUUAGAGUGUUCUCAGCAGCAGCUAAUAUCCCUUCAAAAUAUCAAAGCAAAAACCCUGAUAGAACUACAAAGGGAAGCAACAAUCCACGCUCAUGGUGGGUGAUCAGAUCACAUCAGUCAAAAUAUUUAAGGAUUUGGAAGAUUUACUUAAUUUACAAGCUUGACCCAGUAGAUGUAGAUAGAAUUUUGUACCUUUUCAAAUACCCAUAGACCAUGGACAAAAAAUGACCAUGUGUGAAGGCCACGAAGAGUAGUUCCUGACACGCCCAAUUCAAUACAGUUAGAAAUCAAACAGCUGAAUGAAACAAAAGGUGCUCCUGGAUUUCAUGACGGAAAGUAAGACCAAAAGUCAGGGAACUGAGCUGUCACCUCAGAAAGCUUAAAGGUAACAGUGAUCCCAAAGUAGAAGAAAGGAGUUAAGUAAGGAUUAAAAACAUACAUUAAUGAAAUAGAGACCCAGAUAACAAAAAAACUGCUUUGGGCUUUUUUCCCUAAGACAAAAUAUACAACUCUUGAUAAAGGGGUGGGGAGGCAAAAGGGUCUAUCAGAAACAGAAGUAGGGACACAGAACAAGUAUUUUCAGUGUGGAGACAGCGUGCCCACACUAAUCCAAGAAAAUGAAGCUUCUGUACUGUCCAUGAGCAGAUAAGGCUGGGAAAUGCACUAUGACUCAGAGACCUAGAACUUUGGAGUCGUGAAGGUUCUGAAAGGUCUUUCAGGCUGUUUAAGAUACUCGGUCCAACUGGACAGGACGACAAAGCCAAGUAAAAAGCCGCAACUGGGAACCAUCACCUCUCAGUCCAGAGAGGCUGCUUUCCUGGGAGGCAGCUUUGUCAGGACAGUUCUCUGCUUCCUUUCAGAAAACCCAAUUACUUCGUAAACGCAGCCAGGCUGCAGUUAGCAAGGGAAGGCUGUAUUUUAUUCACGCUCCCUGCCGUGUGGCGCUCCGACCCCCAAGCGAUCUCGCAUGUUCUUUAUGCAGCUGGACCACUGGGUCAAGUAUAAUUUUUUUCUUAUAAGCAGCAGCCCCUUCCAGUCUGAUUUUACAGGUACAUUCUCCCUCCCUAGCUUUGCAGGAAUGAAGGAUAAGGGAAGAAUUCAAAAGAAAUUAGAUCAGAAAAGUUUACUGAAAGUAAAAAGAGCUUUAAACUGUUUUUAUUCCCUGCCAACUGCUGGUCCAGUGUAAGAUGUUAUAAGCGCUGGGUUUUUCUUCCCAGUCUGUUUAUAACAUCACCCAUUCAUGAAAACCAGCUGGGUUAUGUGAAGGAAAAGUUCACUGGACCCGAACUAUCAUCUCCAAACACGCCAAGCUGAGUCAGCGUUUUCUACUGUAAACCUUACCUCCUGGAAGAAAUCACCCUGACAGGGAGAGGAGCGAGGUUCCUUAUGAGCCAGUAUUCACCAGUGGCCCAUGUCCACCCCCUUCUGCUCAUCCCACCUUACCUCUGACCUCUGUCCCCAUCGGCUUUUUUGUGGGACCUUCUUCACAAGCUCUGAGUUCUUUGCCGACGUAUCGCCAGCUUUCCUUCUGAAGCUCUUCCGCUGUCUGACCUCCACCUCAACGUCCCCCUAAAGACAGAAGAGACUCAGAUAUGCCGCUCGGGGAGCCAGAGGACCAGCCUCCAGAGAUCUUUGUCUUAUCUUAAAAUGUUGUACGCCUUUUGCGUUCUACUUUAUAACAUUAUGUCCAUGUUAGUUCUAGUAUUAAAUUGUUUUCAAAUUUA